AUGGAUACAGGGGCAGCGUACGGAACUGAGCCGCCCCUGGGAAGUACAUUCUCUUCGGUUCCCAAUUUAGAUACAAAAAUUAGCGCAAAUACCGAUAUAUAUGAAAACGGUGACGAUGGUAGUGCCAGUAAUAUGGACCCUGCGGCAGCUCAGAGAGGGGCAAGCGAUCCCAGUACAUACCCCUCAUCGGAUUACCGGGGUUUGGUCCGGCAGCGCUUCAUUCGCAGGAGUUUGUGGUUUUCUGAGUCUGAGGAUCAAGGAUUUGAGGCUCCCGAGUGCGACAGCUGCAGUAUUGUCCUCAGCACUCAUUUGCGCACGAUUGUUGAUAGGACUCGAGCUGUACGCGUAGGCUUUCGGGAAAGCUCUAGCACAGAAAGUCAGGUUGGCCAGCAGGACAGUGCUACGGAAAGCUUCAACGCUGAGGAUGAGAGGAGAAAGGGCGAAGCUGAUGAGAAACAACAUGCAAAAGUCUCCAGCGACUCUAAGAGCGCAGCCAAAGCUGGAAGCGAUGAGAACGAAGAAGAGGCCGAGAUGAAAGCAGUGUCCACCUCACCUGGUGGUCGCUUUCUGAAGUUCGAUAUAGAGCUUGGCAGGGGUUCGUUCAAGACCGUUUACAAGGGCCUGGACACAGACACAUGGGUCGAAGUAGCCUGGUGUGAAUUACAGGAUCGGAAGCUGUCGAAAGCAGAGAGGCAGAGGUUUAAAGAGGAAGCUGAGAUGCUGAAGGGUCUUCAGCAUCCAAACAUCGUGCGUUUCUAUGACUUCUGGGAAUCAUCAGUCAAAGGGAAAAAGUGCAUAGUCUUAGUGACAGAGCUCAUGACGUCUGGCACACUGAAAACGUAUCUAAAGAGAUUCAAGGUAAUGAAGCCCAAAGUUUUGAGGAGUUGGUGCAGGCAAAUCCUUAAGGGUCUUCACUUUCUCCACACGAGAACCCCCCCCAUAAUCCACCGAGAUCUCAAGUGUGAUAAUAUCUUCAUCACUGGGCCCACUGGGUCUGUUAAGAUCGGAGAUUUGGGCCUUGCAACUCUGAAGAGAGCUUCUUUUGCCAAAAGUGUCAUAGGCACCCCAGAGUUCAUGGCUCCAGAGAUGUAUGAGGAGCACUAUGAUGAAGCUGUGGAUGUUUAUGCCUUUGGGAUGUGUAUGCUGGAGAUGGCCACUUCUGAGUAUCCGUAUUCAGAGUGCCAGAAUGCAGCACAGAUCUACCGCAAAGUCACCAGUGGAGUGAAACCAGCCAGCUUUAGUAAAGUCAGUGUUCCAGAGAUCAAGGAGAUCAUUGGGGAGUGCAUCCGCCAUCGUUGGGAGGAGAGGUACUCAAUAAAGGACCUCCUUAACCAUGCCUUUUUUGCGGAGGACACUGGUGUGAGAGUGGAGCUGGCUGAAGAGGAUGAUGGGAAGAAAUCUUCGAUCGCUCUAAGGCUGUGGGUUGAGGAUCCUAAGAAACUGAAGGGGAAGUACAAGGACAGUGGGGCCAUUGAAUUUACCUUUGACCUUGAAAAAGAAAUCCCAGAAGGUGUUGCCCAGGAAAUGGUGGAAUCUGGUUUCUUUCUUGAGAGCGAUGUUAAGAUCGUGGGCAAGUCAAUCCGUGACCGCGUGGCGUUGAUAAAGUGGAGGAGGGAGAGGACAUUCUCUGGAAAGAAUGGGAAGAGAGAAGAAAAGGUCUCUGAGACCCAGAAUCAAAGCCUACUCCAGAUUCCCUCCACUGGGCUCCCGCACGGUGGAACACCCAGCAUGCAAUCUGAGACUGAGGAACCAGACAUCGAGCAACUUAACCUCCUCUGCAACCCACCCACCAGUGCUACCGCCACCACAUCUGACGGCGGUGUUGGAGCCACAAUGAUCUCAGAUGCUCUGAGCAACCAGCAGAGCAUCUCAUACCAGUCCUUACCAGAACCAAUUUCCACUACCCAGAGGACAUUCAGCCCCCCUGCACAGCCUCUGACCGAGCUGCAGCAGACUGCUGCCCAGCUGCAUCAGGGAGCCCAACCUCAGCUUUCAGCUCAGCUCCAACAAGGCGCGUACCAGCAACCAACCACACAGCUGCACCAGGGACCUUACCAGCAACCAUCUGCGCAAUUGCAUCAGGGGCCCUACCAGCAGUCUCCACCAAUUCAAGGAGAGACCAGCAUGAGGCGUGGCAGUGCCUCUUUCAUUGACAUACUCCAGAAAAGAGCACAGCUCCAUGCUCAUUUAAAACCACUGAUAUGCCAUGGUUGUAGCUGUCCUAAACACAGUCAGGGUCAGCAAAGACACUCGGCAGGAGAGCAGAAUGUUGAAGUAGCAGCAGGAAAAGACAGUGAUGCCCCCAUUUGUACAUCCAGGAACAUUGGAGACCAUGCAGAUCUCUCUCAGCUUCACCACCGCCUGUACCAGAUUAUCAAUCGUCGGAGUAGCACCCCUGUACUGAAUGAUAAAGGGCUCUACCUGCCUGGUGGUAGCAACGGGUACACAACAGUUUAUAGCCUCCCUGUGCCUCAGCAUAAUUGCUGGGGAGGGAAGUCUCCCCCGACGGCCCCACUGUCUCCAGACACUAACGCACCUACAUAUUCACAGAACACUGAGAAUGGACCAGGUCCUGCGCCCAGUGCAGGUUUGGUCCAGCCUCAGACGCUCUCUGCUCCAGUUACUCCAGCUCCGACAGGACCACACAGUGGCCUGGAUCAACAGAGCUUAUCUACCAUAGCUUUCACUGCACAACAUAGUCAGCCACCUGUUUCUUUGGCACAGGAGUUGCAUCCCCGCCUCCAUCCAGCAUCUUUCCAACCCCAGAUGUUAUCUACUGUCAAACCUCUCAUACAACCAUGCAUUGAUGGGAAGUCCCACCCUCAGCAUCUGCACCAAUCGGCAUCCAGUCUACUCAGCAGUGCAUCUCCCUCUCAGCCACAGCAGACUGUGCAGGCCCCACCUCUUCUCCAGCCACUGCAGAUAUCCACACAGUUUUCCUCUCCUUACUCUGUUAUACCAGCAGUGGGCACUCCUGCUGGAAGUGAGCCUGUGCCAUUCUCCCCUGUCCCUCAUUCUUCCACCUACCCCAGUAGUAUCCCCCCUGUGCCCUCAUCUUACUACUCACCCAGUCCUGUUCAUGGCCCCCUGCCCCUGGCACCCAUGUCCAGUGUGCCUUCCCUAUCAGCAACGGGCACCCCGCCCACAGGCACUCCUUUAUCACUUCCUCUGAGCGUAGCUGCCCCUGUCCCCCUCUUGGCUAUGGCCCUGUCUCCCAUGAUCCCCUCUCAGCAACAACAGCAAAUCUAUUCUCCUGCCCCUCAUCAAGAAGCUCCUCCCCUCCAAUCUUCCCAGACCCUUCCUUUUCCUUUGACUCAACCUAAUGUUUCCUCUGCCCCCCCUCCUCAGCAAGAGCCCUAUAUUCCUGAGCCUCCUGCCCAGGAUCGCCAUCCUCAAGAAAACACUCAGGGUCUGGCACCUGUCCACACAGUACCGUCUGCUAUCCAGUCGCCACCUUACAGGAGUGAACCAGACGCUGAGUUUACUGCAGCUGGGCCACAACAGCUCCUCCCUGAAAGCACUGCCUCAGCUCCGCAGCCUGCUGGCACCCACACAAUAGCUCCUGAGAGUGCCAGUCUGCCCACCACCAGUCAGCAAAUCCUGGACACUGCACCUGUGCCCGUCCCCGCUGCACUGGAAGAGCCUGUGGCUGAAAGGCAGAUGCCACUUUUAAGUGGCACAUUUGAUGGCUUUACUUCGGAUGCUGCAUCCAGUAAAGAGAUGAGUGAUAGUUAUGAUUGCGCAACUACUGGAGGAAAGACUGAUGGAAAACCCAGAAAACAUCAUCGUAAAUCGGCUCGCACCCGCUCACGCCAGGAGAAAACAAACAAACCCAAACUCAGCAUGCUCAAUGUUUGUGAUACGGGUGAUAAAAUGGUUGAAUGUCAGCUGGAGACUCACAAUCAUAAAAUGGUGACCUUUAAGUUCGAUCUAGACGGCGAUGCACCUGAGGAGAUAGCCACUUAUAUGGUGGACAAUGGCUUCAUUCUCCCAACAGAGAAAGAGAUCUUCAUAGACCAGUUGAAGGAUAUAGUGGAUAAGGCAGAGGACAUGCUGAGUGAGGAAAUGGAAGGUGAAAGGGCCUCUGCUCUGGGUGGCAGUCCCCAGCAAGGGCAUACUCUGGGAAAUUUAGGGGCAGAGGGAGGAAAAGGUCUGCAGCCUGGAACCCCUCAACCUGUUUAUCAACAGAAUGUCCUGCAUACUGGUAAGAGAUGGUUCAUCAUCUGCCCCGUGGAUGAGGCACCCAGGAGUGGUCAGGAUGCGUCAUAUGAGGGUACAGCUCUUUCACAGCUGUCAGUUACCGCUAUGGCUGAUGGGGCAUCAUCUACACAUUCUGCCGAGAGUACAUCCGGGCCCCCACUAGACAGCAAUGUUCCACCCUCUGCUGUCUCUAAAGAUUCAGAAACCUCCUCUGCAGGACCAACAUCUGGGGGCAGUGAUGGUCUCUCAGUGUGUAGCCCUCUCCCUCUGCCCUCUGUUGACUUCACACCCCUUGCCCCGCUCUCUCCUGCACCGGCACUGCCCGCCACACAACCCAUGGCUCUGCCAAUCCAGCAAGUCUCACAAUCAGAGGAGGAGCCCAGCGCUGCUGCCCAGCUCAGACUACAACAAGCUCAGCCCGCUGUGGGGUUACAUGGCUCCCUGUCUCUUGAGGAGGCCCAGAAUGCCAGGUUUAGCUCCAUGUCUCCCAUCAAUGCGGCCCAUCAGGUGGCUGAUAUUGCUUGCAUUGCUUCCAUCGUGGAGGACGUGCCCUGCUGCCCCCUGGUGAUGCCUUUGUCGCUCGACAUGAGCGGGGCUCAGAAGUCGUCCCCGAUCACGCCACCUUCAGCGAAGGAGCUCAGCUCUUCUCGAGAAACCCACCCUCUCCAGUCCUCCACCAUCGCACACGGUGACCGUACCCAGCAGCCUGUGGUGCUGCAGCAGCCCUUCCCUACUGUGGGCGGGGCCAAAACGGCCUCUCUGCCCCAGAGUCCUGCCCCCGCCCAACAUGUUCUGGCUGCAUGUGAUUCUGAUGGAGAAGGCCGGACAAGGGUGGGGUUUGUCGACAGCACAAUAAAGACGCUGGAUGAAAAACUGAGGAACCUGUUGUACCAGGAGUAUGCACCCAUGUACCCCUCUGGGAGUGCCGCUGAAACCCCAGGAUCAGGCACUGAGUACAUUCAGUCACCACCCGGACCAGAGAGUGCAGUGGGUGGAUCAGGGACAAGCACACCCAGCCUCAUGGGCGAGGGGCGUCUCCGGACGGGAGAGCAGCUGCCACAGAUUCCAGAGCGGAUGGACAGUUUAAGCGCACUUAGUGACUCUGCUGUCAGUGCUACUGUGCCCAAGAGACAUACAAUGCCCCACUCUUCUUCCUGCUCUGGAGCUAAAAGUCGAUUCAAGAUGAUGCCUGGCGUACCCGACGUUCUGUCUGGUCCAGGGCCGAAGCAGAGGAGCUGGAGCAGCACCGCCUCUCCAGCGCACCCCGGUGGCUUCUUCAGGGAGUGCACUUUUGAAGAGCCAUCGAUGCCUGUCACAACCAUCGGCAGGUUCUCCGUGGUGAGCACCGAGGAUGAGGUAACUCACAGGAAACGAGGCAGCAGGUACUCAGCCCCGCCGGAUUUUUACCUGGACGCCCCCCCGUCCCUGAACAAGAGGGGAUCUCUUCCCCGUGCCCACACCUCAGUUCCCAUGGACAUCACAGUACAUCCCCGCUUCAUGUCCUCUGACUCUGGAGCAGAAAGCAGCCCUGCUAGAAUGGUCCCCACCACCCCUUCCCACCAUGGCCGCCCAGAGAGAAGAGGAAGCGACCUCAUGAAAAGAGCGGUGGCUUUCCUGCGCCGUUCAGGCCGCAGCAGCAGCGUGCAGAGCUCUGAUUCACCAAGCCUGCACGGGGGCGUGUAUGGCUCUUAUUUCAGCAGUGACAAUGACUCAGAAAUGGAGGACUUUGAUAUGAAGAAGGAGCUUCAGAGACUAAGGGAAAAGCACAUGAGAGAAAUCUCUGAGCUGCAGGCUCAUCAGAGGAGUGAGAUCGAGUUGCUGUACCGCAGGCUGGGCAAACCACCACCUUCCGGCAUUUCCUUCACAUCCACAGUGCCACCUGCUGGCCGUAGACGCAAAGCCAGCAAGCAUAAACUGAAGGCUGGAAAACUCCUCAGUCCACUAGUACAGCAGCUUAAGAACGUAACCACUAAAACCAGUGACAGUGGCAGGACCACUGACUCCACCAAAUUCAGUGAGCCCACCGUGAGUCUCAACGGCUCUCCGGCGCGGGGCGUGUAUAUAUCGGACGGAAGAGCCCGUUCUGGGACGGGAACAAUCCCCAGCUCGACGUCGGAGCCAGUUCAGACCCAGCAGCCCUGCUCCCUCAAGGGCUCUCUGUCUUCUGACAACAUUUACGCAGGACUGCAGGGCGAGGCUCCGGUAGCUCCGGGCCAGCAAGAACAAGGCUGGUCAGCUUAUGCCCCAGCACCUGAGAAGACCACCUAUAAAUCCAGUAGCAAACCACGCCCUAGAUUCCUCAGUGGGCCUGUUUCUCUGUCCAUCUGGUCGACCUUGAAACGUCUUUGCCUUGGUAAAGAACGCAACCGUUCAGGAGCUCCCCAAGGUGCCUCUAAUCAGCCACAAAUGGCAGGAUCUACACCCCCUGCUCAUCAGCCAGUAGUUGGCCUUGCUCAAGCGCAGUCCAAUAACAGCAACAACAAGACUGGCACCUACACAGAUGAUCCCUACUGGAUGCAGGAUGACUGGACCCUCAAACCCCAGAGGCCCACUCGCCCGAACUCGCUCCCCUUAGGAGCUCCCGGUCCACCCAGAGGCAUUUUCAGAGUCACCAGAGGCGACGAAUGCUUCCCAUCUACACAUGUCAUGGCCCACGAUCAACACACACCCAUCAGUUAUGAGGCCUGA
Chanos chanos (milkfish) is the source of this 6888-nucleotide messenger RNA. RefSeq names its product WNK lysine deficient protein kinase 2 (gene wnk2). Bases 1 to 6888 code for a protein of 2295 amino acids. Lineage: Eukaryota; Metazoa; Chordata; Actinopteri; Gonorynchiformes; Chanidae. Gene Ontology annotation, molecular function: ATP binding; protein serine/threonine kinase activity. The record is from RefSeq and is a predicted model, not a curated record. The transcript has 31 exons. Gene Ontology annotation, biological process: protein phosphorylation.